AUGAGUGCUCGCAACGCUCGCGCCUGGCUGGCCCUGGCCCGAGCGACUCGCAACUCCUCCGUUCCAUUCCUCUAUCAGACUCGCACGCUCGCCGCGGUGCCCAAAUUGCGAUAUCAGCACCGGCAGCUCCAGCGUCAACAGAUUCAGUCAAUUAUGAUGUCAACCGAGGCGCAACAACAACAGCAGUCACAGGAACAAUCACAGGAACAAAAUGACAACACAGAAUACUCUAAACCUGACCCUUCAGCACAAGAAAGCACACCACCAGCACCCCGGCCCGGACGCCGCAGCUUCCUUAAGCGCAAGGCCGCCUCUGUAUCCUCCAUCGCUGCCCCAGCGCAAUCAUCCUUAAACCGACUCAAACCCCCUCCCCGCGCCUUGACGAUGAUGACGAACAGCGAGAAACAAGCCUUUGGCGAGAUGCUCGAGGCCCUUGGCGCCGGAGCCGAUCUCAAGCCCAAUAGCGCGUUACCCACAUUGUCCGCAUGGCCACCGCCGCCGCCCCAACCCUCAGCGCCUGGCGUUGCUUUCCCGGAUUCAUCCUCUCCCUCCGAAACCGAACAACCUCAAUCCCAACCUCCCGCCGCCAACGAACCCACCGAAGACGACCUCCACGAAAUGUCACAGAUCUCCGCCAUCUUCGAGUCCGUCCUCCAGGAUCUGAAGGAGCGCAAGGUCCGGCAGCAGCGGCAAGAACAGCAAAAAUUAGAGAAGCGGGGCCAAUCUUCCCUAGUGACCCCGUACUCGACCUCGUACCAUGCCGGGGGUGACGACCCGGCGGCGUUGCCGGCGAGUUCCUCGCUGACGGAGUUCAUCGAGUUGCGGCUGAAGAGAGGGGAUUUCAUCAACGCGCAGCUGACGGACUGGCUCACGCGGAACCUUGUCUCGACGGAGCGGGCGGUGGAGGCGGUGGUGCUGCGCGAGAGCCAUGUGAUCGAGACGGCGCUGCUGAGGGCGGUCAAGGGAAAGCAUGGGGACAGGAGGCUCUGGGAUGCUUGUCGCGAGAUGGUCUUUCCGCUCGUUCGUGUUUUGGAGACGGAUGUGGGGAUGCAGCAUUCCGACACGAACGCUGACGAGACGGAGGUGCUCAAGGAUGAAUCUGACGACAUGUUCUUCGCGCCGGAGGAACCAGCGGAGGUGGAAGAUGAUCCUUGGGGCGCUGAGGUGGAGGUGGAGUAUGAGGAGGGCGUGCCCGUCUCCUCGGUCGUCGCCGAACUAUACCCCAAGAUGCUCCUGGCCGCCUUCCGCCUGCUGAACCUGCACUCCCCGGCGUCGCCGCUGAUCGGCCAGUUCCGGUCCACCAUCCGCCUGAUGGGCCCCACGUCCGCCGUGCUGGGCGGCUCGACCGGGCUCUACAACGAGCUGAUCUACUUCUACUGGCGCGGGUGCCAGGAUCUGCCGGCCGUGGUCGCCCUCAUGCAGGAGAUGGACGUCACCGGCGUGGAGCCGGACGCUCGCACGGUGCGGAUCCUGGGCUCGAUCGCCACCCAGCGCACGCGCGAUCUCAAGGCGCACUGGAAGCGGAAUAUCGGAUCGCUCCCUCGGCCGCGGAACCCGGCAGAGAAAGUGCGCGUCGGCCGCGAGACGUGGUGGGAUCUGGCGCCGAACCGCAAGGCCUUCCGGGCCCUGUACGACGACGACGGGUGGGUCGCCAAGGUGAAAGCGCGGGUCGAAGAGCUGAGGCGCCGAGAGCAGAUGAACAAGCCCCAACGACGAACCUAG
Aspergillus fijiensis CBS 313.89 is the source of this 1722-nucleotide messenger RNA. RefSeq lists its product as uncharacterized. The transcript has 2 exons. Lineage: Eukaryota; Fungi; Ascomycota; Eurotiomycetes; Eurotiales; Aspergillaceae. Bases 1 to 1722 code for a protein of 573 amino acids. The record is from RefSeq and is a predicted model, not a curated record. Gene Ontology annotation, cellular component: mitochondrion.